CACAGCACAACUCACCUAUAUCUCUCAUUACAAUUUAUUUAAUCUUAUUCCUUCCUAAAAUUCUGCAUCAUCAUGGUCCUUGGAACAAUGGCAAGACAUUUGGACACAAUAAUAGGGCCUGGUGUGAUGCUUCUUUAUCCUCUAUAUGCAUCAAUGAAGGCGAUUGAAAGUCCUUCAACCUUAGAUGAUCAACAAUGGCUAACGUAUUGGGUUUUAUACUCCUUCUUGACUCUCUUUGAGCUUUCCACUCAUAGGAUCCUAUGUUGGUUUCCAAUUUGGGGAUACCUGAAGCUUGUGUUUUGCAUCUGGUUGGUGCUGCCAAUGUUCAAUGGAGCGGCUUACAUAUAUGAAAAAUAUGUGAGGCAAUACAUAAAGAAUAUUGGAAGCUACAGAAGUUCCAAUUAUCCUGAGGAGUACAAGAAGGUCCUUCACAUGAUGACCAUCGAUGCAAGGAAAGCAGUUGAACGCUAUAUCGAUAGACAUGGCCCUGAAGCUUUUGAGAGAGUAAUCAGAGCGGCUGAAAAAGAAGCGAAAAAGCGCUGAGUGAGUAUGGAUUUGACCGGUUUUGGAAUGAAAAGAACGUAAACAUGCUCCAAACGAUACUUCUUCCAGUGUACAUUUUCAACAUGAUGGAGACGGAGUCUCACAAUUAUAGUUUAAUUAAAUAACAGCAAUUGUAAGCUUGAUAUAAAUUUUAUAUGUACCUUUCCAUGGUUUAAAAAAUGCACGUAAGAGCAAAAAAGUAUAUGGUUAAAUUAA
Molecule: messenger RNA, 759 nt
Organism: Vigna umbellata (rice bean)
Lineage: Eukaryota; Viridiplantae; Streptophyta; Magnoliopsida; Fabales; Fabaceae
Product: HVA22-like protein f
Source: RefSeq, a predicted model, not a curated record